Molecule: messenger RNA, 846 nt
Organism: Oppia nitens
Lineage: Eukaryota; Metazoa; Arthropoda; Arachnida; Sarcoptiformes; Oppiidae
Exons: 2
Coding region: 1-846 (281 amino acids)
Source: RefSeq, a predicted model, not a curated record
AUGAUCAAGUACAUACUAGUUCUCACAUUUGUAGCCUAUUGUAGAGCGGGAGGCUAUGGUGGUGGUGGAGGAGGAGGUGGUUAUGGCGGUAGUGGUGGUGGUUAUGGCGGUAGUGGUGGUGGUUAUGGUGGAGGAUAUGGUGGAGGAAACGGUGGUGGACUGGGAUUUGGCGGUGGCGGCGGUUUCGCCGGCGGUAUAAUUCCUGCAGCCAUUACUACCCGACACACUGUUGACGUACGGCCUACUAAUGUACAAUCCGAGCCGGUAGUACCCCAGACAGUGCUGGUCGAUGCCGGUAUUGUGCCGCUGACCAUAAUGUUUAGGUCGAUGUCCAGCAAAAUGAAUGUCGUUCAGCAACAUAUUGGCGGUUCGGGUGAUACCCAACAUACGUCAUCGGAGGACGAACCGCAUAAACUCGUUCAUCGGGUAACCAAACCGAUCAUACAGGAGGUACGCGAAGUGAUUACACCCUACAGACGAGUCGUACAGGAGAUACAACCGGUUGUCGAAGAUAUCCAGACUAUUGUUGCCAGCGGUCAGGCUAGAGGUGGUGGUGGUGGCGGCGGCGGUGCUUUGGGUGGUAUCGGUGGAGGAAGCGGUUUUGGCGGUGGUUUCGGUGGCGGUAAUGGUGGCGGAGACGGUGGCGACGGCGGUCACGGAGGUUAUGGAGGUUAUGGUGGCCACAGCAGCAGCAGCUAUGGAGGCGGCGGAUAUGGUGGCGGACACUAUGCCGGUGCUCGUCGAAGAGCCGCAAAGGCUGCCAAAGCUGCCGGAGCUGCCGCUGCAUCAGCCGCUGCCGGUGCUGCCGGUGCUGCUGCUGCCGGUGCCGCAGCUGCCAGUGCUUAG